Messenger RNA from Armigeres subalbatus, 1542 nucleotides. RefSeq lists its product as uncharacterized. Gene Ontology annotation, molecular function: DNA binding. NCBI's taxonomy places the organism in Eukaryota, Metazoa, Arthropoda, Insecta, Diptera, Culicidae. Gene Ontology annotation, cellular component: nucleus. Bases 130 to 1530 code for a protein of 466 amino acids. The transcript is spliced from 2 exons. The record is from RefSeq and is a predicted model, not a curated record.
GUGAAAUCAAUCGCUGCGGAAUAAGUUAUGUUUACUUCGGUGGUAUUAAAUUGGACUGGGAAGGUAUAAAAAAUUGGUGUUUCGUGGCAGUUACCUCGAUAUAUACGUUACAGGUUAUGAUCGGUAAACAUGGUGCGAGCAUAUCGCAGAUCGGAUGCAUCGAGGACCUAUUCUGUUCUACCCAAGGAUGUCCUGUCCAAGUGCUUGGCGGAUGUGAAAGCCGGAAGAAAAACAAUUGUCGCAGCGUCUAAGGAAUAUCAUAUCAGUCGCCAAACUAUAUACAAUAAGCUAAACAAUGUUCACAACAAAUCCCCCGGACAUCAGAGAGUGUUUUCUAAGGAAGAAGAACAGUCAUUUGCCGAUCAUCUGUCGCUGCUGUCUGAAUGGGGAUUUCCAGUAGGCACAGGUGAUCUCCGGGAAAUUGUAAGAAUCUAUCUCAAAAAACAAAACCGAGAAAUUUUGACAUUCGUUGACAACAAACCAGGAAAAGAUUGGGUGAGUCGAUUUCUCCGCGAUCAUUCAGAGCUAAGCAAGAGAUUUGCACAAAAUAUUAAGGUAUGUCGUGCCGAUAUAAGCCGUGAGACUAUUCGAACCUAUAUGGAUCAUCUGCGACGAACGAUUGAAGGUAUUCCACCACAGAACAUAUUCAAUUAUGAUGAAACCAAUCUUGCUGAUGAUCCGGGCAAGAAGUUGGCAAUUUGUAAACGCGGAUUGAAAUAUUUCGAAAACGUUCAAAAUUUCAGUAAAUCGUCCACUUCGGUAAUGUUUUGUGGUAAUGCCACCGGAAAUAUGAUUCCUCCAUACGUUGUGUUCAAGUCAGAAUGUUUGUGGGAUUCGUGGACUCAAAAUGGACCAAAAGGAACACGUUUUAAUCGGACCUCAUCUGGUUGGUUUGAUGAACAUGUUUUCGAGGAUUGGUUCAAUAUGUUGUUUCUGCCAGCGAUUCGUCACCUUGAAAGGCCUGUUGCUCUAAUAGGCGAUAAUUUGUCCUCUCAUAUCAACCCAGCAGUAAUCAAGAAAUGUCAGGAAGAAAACAUCAAGUUCAUAUGCCUACCACCGAACACAACACACCUAACGCAACCAUUAGAUGUGGCAUUUUUUGGACCCAUGAAACGCGAAUGGAGAAAGAUUUUGUCGACUUGGCGCAAUUCUCGCGAGGGAGCAAAAAAACCGACCAUACCAAAGGAGAGAUUCGCCUUUCUUCUGAACGAUCUUACACAAUCGAUUGCUCCUCGCCAAAAACAAAUAUUGAGAUCCGGCUUCCGUAAAUGUGGAAUAUACCCAUUGAAUGUUGAGCAACUCCUCAGUCGAUUUCCACCUUUGAACGCUGACACAUCGCUCGUUGGAGAUUCAUUUAAGGAGUUUUUAGUUCAUCAGCGAGCAAAUGUAACUGGUCAUGAAAAUGAGACUAAGCGGAAAAGGAAACUUAAAGUUGACCCUGGAAAAGGUAUAACGCCAGACGAUAUUCAGAAGGCAGUCUUAAAGGAUCGUAACACUGUUGUUCCGGCAAAAAAGAAAAGAAAAAAGUAACAAGUGCAGGUA